AUGGCCCCCUCAGUGACUGAGAGGGCUAGAGGGAGGGAGAGAAGGGGUGAGAAAGGUGGGUAGACAGAUGCUGUGUCUUAGGAUGCUAGCAGGGAGAGACUGAGAUGUCAAUCUAAUGUAUGUGAAGAUUCUAUACAUAUACAACCCUCACAAAACUGUCCGUAGACAACAGGUUUUUACAAAGGAAACCCAUAAAAUGUAUGUACAAAAAUUCAAUGAAACGGCAUUAAUAAGUCUAUUAUAGAAACUGUUCAUUUUUAUUUUAUUUUUAUUUUUAUGAAUUUAACGUGCAAUUAUUUUAUUGAUGGCCAUUAUGUUCUCUCCCUCUCCGCUAAUGAACACAUCCUGUAUGUGGUAUAGAAGGCUACAUGGAUCGUCACUCACACACACACACACACACACACACACACACACACACACACACACAUACACACACACAUACACAUACACGUACACAUGCACACACACGUACGUACACACACACACAGAGAUCCUCCGGUGAGAGAGUAGGAGAGGAUCAAGGACAAUUGUUCAAUCACUGGAGCUGGGAAGAUCCUAGCACCUUAGUAACAAGCCAGAUCAGCAUCUUGAGUAAAGCCUGAUGGGGAAGCUGAUGAGUACGGAUCUUCAGACAGCUGUGGUAUACCGUUUUUUACAAUCACUUUGGCACUCAUUUCAGAACCUUGACGUCAUUUUUCAAAACGCUAGACACAAAACUCAAAACGGUCAUCACUUGUAACACAGGCUGUCCAAUGUUCAAAACAUUGCAUUGUGCAUUCAUAUCUUUAAAGAAAUCUUGCACUUGCACAAUCAUUGGUUCAAAAAACAAAUGUAUUGUGAAAUACCAAUGAAACGUUAAUUUAGAUCACCCACACACAAGCAACCGAUAGUUUCACUGUGUCAUUGUUCGUACAAUCAUUAAAUAUUGUAGUACAAAAUAGGUGAUACAGUGGGGAAAAAAAGUAUUUAGUCAGCCACCAAUUGUGCAAGUUCUCCCACUUAAAAAGAUGAGAGAGGCCUGUAAUUUUCAUCAUAGGUACACGUCAACUAUGACAGACAAAAUGAGGAAAAAAAAUCCAGAAAAUCACAUUGUAUGAUUUUUAAUGAAUUUAUUUGCAAAUUAUGGUGGAAAAUAAGUAUUUGGUCAAUAACAAAAGUUUCUCAAUACUUUGUUAUAUACCCUUUGUUGGCAAUGACACAGGUCAAACGUUUUCUGUAAGUCUUCACAAGGUUUUCACACACUGUUGCUGGUAUUUUGGCCCAUUCCUCCAUGCAGAUCUCCUCUAGAGCAGUGAUGUUUUGGGGCUGUCGCUGGGCAACACGGACUUUCAACUCCCUCCAAAGAUUUUCUAUGGGGUUGAGAUCUGGAGACUGGCUAGGCCAUUCCAGGACCUUGAAAUGCUUCCUACGAAGCCACUCCUUCGUUGCCCGGGCGGUGUGUUUGGGAUCAUUGUCAUACUGAAAGACCCAGCCACGUUUCAUCUUCAAUGCCCUUGCUGAUGGAAGGAGGUUUUCACUCAAAAUCUCACCAUACAUGGCCCCAUUCAUUCUUUCCUUUACACGAAUCAGUCGUCCUGGUCCCUUUGCAGAAAAACAGCCCCAAAGCAUGAUGUUUCCACCCCCAUGCUUCACAGUAGGUAUGGUGUUCUUUGGAUGCAACUCAGCAUUCUUUGUCCUCCAAACACGACGAGUUGAGUUUUUACCAAAAAGUUAUAUUUUGGUUUCAUCUGACCAUAUGACAUUCUCCCAAUCCUCUUCUGGAUCAUCCAAAUGCACUCUAGCACGGGCCUGGACAUGUACUGGCUUAAGCAGGGGGACACGUCUGGCACUGCAGGAUUUAAGUCCCUGGCGGCGUAGUGUGUUACUGAUGGUAGGCUUUGUUACUUUGGUCCCAGCUCUCUGCAGGUCAUUCACUAGGUCCCCCCGUGUGGUUCUGGGAUUUUUGCUCACCGGUCUUGUGAUCAUUUUGACCCCACGGGGUGAGAUCUUUCGUGGAGCCCCAGAUCGAGGGAGAUUAUCAGUUGUCUUGUAUGCCUUCCAUUUCCUAAUAAUUGCUCCCACAGUUGAUUUCUUCAAACCAAGCUGCUUACCUAUUGCAGAUUCAGUCUUCCCAGCCUGGUGCAGGUCUACAAUUUUGUUUCUGGUGUCCUUUGACAGCUCUUUGGUCUUGGCCAUAGUGGAGUUUGGAGUGUGACUGUUUGAGCUUGUGGGCAGGUGUCUUUUAUACUGAUAACAAGUUCAAACAGGUGCCAUUAAUACAGGUAACGAGUGGAGGACAGAGGAGCCUCUUAAAGAAGAAGUUACAGGUCUGUGAGAGCCAGAAAUAUUGCUUGUUUGUAGGUGACCAAAUACUUAUUUUCCACCAUAAUUUGCAAAUAAAUUCAUAAAAAAUCCUACAAUGUGAUUUUCUGGAAUUUUUUUCCUCAAUUUGUCUGUCAUAGUUGACGUGUACAUAUGAUGAAAAUUACAGGCCUCUCUCAUCUUUUUAAGUGGGAGGACUUGCACAAUUGGUGGCUGACUAAAUACUUUUUUUCCCCACUGUACAUGUUUCAUUAUGGUACUACAUGUAAAUACAUCCCUGUAAAAGUACUGCAGUAGUAGAGAGAAUACUACAGACACAGUGGAAUCAUUGAACAAAAUCUGAAAUAUAUUGAUGAAAAACAAUACAGUACUGUAAAACAUCAAAUGCAGUGUUCCUCAACUUGCUUGCUUGUACUGUAAAAAGCAAAACAUAGGAGUGAUUACUGUACUUCUACAUUUUCAUCAACUCUGUCUUGUGGAUUUGGCCACAGGUUCUCAUCUACAUCACAAUGGAUGUUUUCAUUAGCCAAACAUCUUGGAAAAAACCUUCGGGCAUGACGAAUCCAGGCCUGACACUGGUCUGCCGUGAUGUCAUUGCAUGCGUCAUCCAUGGCCUGGAGAAGAUUAACUUGUUCAUGAGGGCCUAUCAUAAACCUUCCAUCUCCAUGUGGAGAAAAAUUCCUCAAUCGGGUUAAGGAAAGGAGAGUAUGGGGGUAAAUACAGGGUGGUAAAUUAUGCAAGGCCUAAAACCAUGCUUGCACCAUAUGAGCAUGGUGGAACCUGACAUUAUCCCACACAAUGACAUGGGUCACGCCAUCAGCUCUACAGACCUGAUCGAGCUCAUCAAGGUUACAAGGAGAGCUGCAUUAUAUGAUCCAAUACGAGGUCUGCGUCCCACCACACCAUCUUCUGAUAUAGCCGCACACAUGGUAAUGUUGGCCCCACGUUGUCCAGGUACUUGGAUGGUUGCCCGCUGGCCAAUGAAAUUCCGACCUCUCCUCCUUGUCUUGGCCAGGUUAAAGCCUGCCUCAUCCAAAUAUAUGAAUUUGUGAUGGUUGUCAUCAGCAUCCAGCUCCAUCACCCUCUAAAAAGCAUUUUGGAAAGAGAUUUACUGAUUACUGUACAAUGUAGAAUUAUUAGGGAAUUUUAUUACAACAGCCAUCUUGAAACUGAACAUACAGUGAGGCAAAAAAGUAUUUGAUCCCCUGCUGAUUUUGUACGUUUGCCCACUGACAAAGACAUGAUCAGUCUAUAAUUUUAAUGGUAGGUUUAUUUGAACAGUGAGAAAAUGCAUGUCAAAAAUGUUAUAAAUUGAUUUGCAUUUCAAUGAGGGAAAUAAGUAUUUGACCCCUCUGCAAAACAUGACUUAGUACUUGGUGGCAAAACCCUUUGUCCCACUCCUCUUUGCAGAUCUUCUCCAAGUCAUUAAGGUUUCGAGGCUGACGUUUGGCAGCUCGAACCUUCAUCUCCCUCCACAGAUUUUCUAUGGGAUUAAGGUCUGGAGACUGGCUAGGCCACUCCAGGACCUUAAUGUGCUUCUUCUUGAGCCACUCCUUUGUUGCCUUGGCCGUGUGUUUUGGGUCAUUGUCAUGCUGGAAUACCCAUCCACGACCCAUUUUCAAUGCCCUAGCUAAGGGAAGGAGGUUCUCACCCAAGAUUUGACGGUACAUGGCCCCGUCCAUCGUCCCUUUGAUGCGGUGAAGUUGUCCUGUCCCCUUAGCAGAAAAACACACCCAAAGCAUAAUGUUUCCACCUCCAUGUUUGACGGUGGGGAUUGUGUUCUUGGGGUCAUAGGCAGCAUUCCUCCUCCUCCAAACACGGCGAGUUGAGUUGAUGCCAAAGACCUCGGUUUUGGUCUCAUCUGACCACAACUCUUUCACCCAGUUCUCCUCUGAAUCAUUCAGAUGUUCAUUGGCAAACUUCAGACGGGCAUGUAUAUGUGCUUUCUUGAGCAGGGGGACCUUGCGGGCGCUGCAGGAUUUCAGUCCUUCACGGCGUAGUGUGUUACCAAUUGUUUUCUUGGUGACUAUGGUCCCAGCUGCCUUGAGAUCAUUGACAAGAUCCUCCUGUGUAGUUCUGGGCUGAUUCCUCACCGUUCUCAUGAUCAUUGCAACUCCACGAGGUGAGAUCUUGCAUGGAGCCCCAGGCCGAGGGAGAUUCACAGUUCUUUUGUGUUUCUUCCAUUUGCGAAUAAUCGCACCAACUGUUGUCACCUUCUCACCAUGCUGCUUGCCGAUGGUCUUGUAGCCCAUUCCAGCCUUGUGUAGGUCUACAAUCUUGUCGCUGACAUCCUUGGAGAGCUCUUUGGUCUUGGCCAUGGUGGAGAGUUUGGAAUCUGAUUGAUUGAUUGCUUCUGUGGACAGGUGUCUUUUAUACAGGUAACAAACUGAGAUUAGGAGCACUCCCUUUAAGAGUGUGCUCCUAAUCUCAGCUCGUCACCUGUAUAAAAGACACCUGGGUGCCAGAAAUCUUUCUGAUUGAGAGGGGGUCAAAUACUUAUUUCCCUCAUUAAAAAGCAAAUUAAUUUAUAUACUCGUUCCGGAAUGUGAACUCAAUCAUCAGUAACGAGUUGGCAGAAUUGGACAAGCAAUUACAAGGGCCUGCAUCCAUACAGUGCAGUACUGUCAAUACUGUAAAUAGUCUGAAAAGGUGGUACAUGGAACCAUAGAAACGGUGUCUGAUAAAGAAUGAUGAUGAAAUAUUACAUCCAUAGAUAAUGUAGUCUAAUUGGUUCAUGCUCCACGCUAAUUGGUGACAAUGAAUCUCGUUAUCUUGAAACUUUCAUGAUCUAAACAUGGAAUAUUGUUUGUCUGUUUCCAUACAACUAUGCAUUAUGGGUAAUGCAACAGUUACUUAUCAUUUCGAGCAGUUGUAUCAAUUGAUAGUUGGAUAAUUGUAAUGAAAUGAAUAGACACUCAUCUGAAAUGUAAUGUGUGAAUUGCCUUUUGAAAUAGUAGUACUUUGAUGUUAAGUUGUGUCAUAUUGAACAGGUGAUUUUUGUUAAAUGAACAAAUGAUCUUAGUUUUAUGUGUAUUGUAUCCAAGCAAUUGAAAAAAGUGUUAGAGUUUUGAAAAAUGUGCAUUUUGAUCAUUGGUUGUGAGUUUUGUGUCUGGAGUUUUGAAAAAUGACGUCAAGGUUCUGAAAUUAGUGCCAAAGUGAUUGUAAAAAACUGUAAGAAGAACAGACAAGGGAAAGGAGAAAGUGAAGUCAGUCUCUAUUUUUCUUCCUCUCCACACACCCUCGUUCUGUUCCACUGUCACUCUUCAUUACCCUCUCCACAACUCCUUCCUCUUUCAUGAUGUUCUCGUCCUCUCUCUCUCUCUGCCCCUCAUCUUUCUUCCUCUGGUGUCUCUUUCCUUCUUUCUCCAGCUUCAGCUUGUCUCUAUGCUUUACCACCAGCCCUUUUUAAUUAAUUUUAUAGAAUCUUUAUUUUAUAGAAUCUUUUUUUUUUUAUCGUAUAAAUACAAUUCAGCUUUCACAUCAAUACAUGGGUUCAUUACUACGUAAUAUGGUUUACAGAUUGAAUUGUCCUUUCCUUUACACCUCAUCACCUCCCCCUUUACAACAGGGAGAGAGAGAGAGCUAGCGAGAGCAAGACCAAGAGAGAGAAGGAGAGAGGGUGAUGGGGGGGGAGCAAUGAAGAGCUGGGACAGUGCGCAGUCUGCAUGCUGAGAGGCAGAGAGGGAAAGAGAGAGAGAUAGAAGAGAAACAGGGUUUUCCUUCUCUGCUUGGUUUGGCGCUCACACAGGAAGGGGAUCUAGAGGAGGGCUUGAGAAGAUUCUCUCUCCAUAUUCAUACUCUCAGGUACCAGCUGUGCGACUGGGUUUUGGACUCAUGUCGUACCUGUUGUGUCUGAAUAGCAGAUAGAUUCAGAGCCAGAGACGUCUAGUGUUCAUUGCAGAGGCUUGGCUCAGCCUCACAGACCAGUGGCUCUAUUGACAUGCACAGUGCCUGACAUGCUUCGAGGACACAGGGACCGACAGAGAGAGGCGUGAUGGUGGCCAGGCGCUGUGACUUGGUCAUGCAUCUCCAGAUCUCUGCCUGCGAUUGGAUCCUAGUGGCUUUUUCUUCCUGAUCCACAUCAAACCUAAUUACUGUCUUGUCUGUCUCUCACUCAGACCUUUCUCUGAGUAGAUGCUCCUGCCAGAACACAUGGCUGAAGAGGAUAACCCAUGGUCUGAACUGUACUGCUGUGAGGAUAUUUUCUGAUACCGUACAUAGUUUUUUUUCAACAUGGGAGUAUUCAAAUCCUUCACAUUUUCCUUACACUUGAUCGACAGUUUCAGUGAAAUGUGAUUUUUUUCCUUCUGAUUUGCGUUUUGCAUAGAAUAUGGGACAUGAAGUUGAACACUAUUGGAGAUGGGUGAGCGGCAACACAACACAAAUAAGGUCAAGUGAAUAAUUGAAACCACAUUAUACAUCUGCUUUUUAUACUCAUGUACAGAUGUUUUUACCGUAGGAUGUUUAAACACAACUGGAACUCUACUGGAUGGAUUUCAGUCUCUUUUGAUAUUUGUGGCAGAAGAUGGUAUUUUUGUACAUUGCAAUAAAAUGAAUGGAAGUUUUAUUGAAACACUGACAAUGGAUGACUGGAAUCCUAAAUCUAAAAGCUAUGAAGAGGGGAGUGAAGUAAUGGAAUAAAUACAUCUGAGAGCAGUUCUGUUCUAAUCCCCUGAGGAAAUACUUCAGCUCUCUCUCUCUCUCUCUUCAGCUCUCUCUCUCUCUCUCUCUCUCUCUCUCUCUCUCUCUCUCUCUUCAGCUCUCUCUCUCUUCAGCUCUCUCUCUCUCUCUCUUCAGCUCUCUCUCUCUUCAGCUCCCUCUCUCUCACUUGCGCUCUCUCUAAAUUUGCUCCCACCUGCUGCCAUAUUCUUUUGAGGAUUAGGAUUUCAAAGCUUGUCAGUCAUCCAUCCAUGUCAGUGUCAGCUCUUUCUGAAUGUAUUUGUCUAUGGUGUGUCUACCGAGCCGACACGCUGCACCAGGGCACCACCUACCUCAUCUCCCUCACCCUGGUCAAGGUAGAGGCUGUGGAAGAGCUUGGAGGGGAGCAGGCCAGGUCAAUCACCCAAGGGAGGGAGGCUGGGGAUGGGGCUGGGGUGGAGAAGGGACAGACCCUCAGUACACAGAAGAACCAGGAAGAUGUUUCUGUCCUGGAGGGUGGGAAAGGUAGUGAACUCAAACUACAGUGAGGGAAAAAAGUAUUUGAUCCCCUGCUGAUUUUGUACGUUUGCCCACUGACAAAGACAUGAUCAGUCUAUAAUUUUAAUGGUUUAAUGGUAAUGGUAGGUUUAUUUGAACAGUAAGAGACAAAAUAACAAAACAAAAAUCCAGAAAAACGCAUGUCAAAAAUGUUAUAAAUUGAUUUGCAUUUUAAUGAGGGAAAUAAGUAUUUGACCCCCUCUCAAUCACAAAGAUUUCUGGCUCCCAGGUGUCUUUUAUACAGGUAACGAGCUGAGAUUAGGAGCACACUCUUAAAGGGAGUGCUCCUAAUCUCAGCUUGUUACCUGUAUAAAAGACACCUGUCCACAGAAGCAAUCAAUCAAUCAGAUUCCAAACUCUCCACCAUGGCCAAGACCAAAGAGCUCUCCAAUGAUGUCAGGGACAAGAUUGUAGACCUACACAAGGCUGGAAUGGUCUACAAGACCAUCGCCAAGCAGCUUGGUGAGAAGGUGAUAACAGUUGGUGCGAUUAUUCGCAAAUGGAAGAAACACAAAAUAUCUGUCAAUCUCGUGGAGUUGUAAUGAUCAUGAGAACGGUGAGGAAUCAGCCCAGAACUACACGGGAGGAUCUUGUCAAUGAUCUCAAGGCAGCUGGGACCAUAGUCACGAAGAAAACAAUUGGUAACACACUACGCCGUGAAGGACUGAAAUCCUGCAGCACCCGCAAGGUCCCCCUGCUCAAGAAAGCACAUAUACAGUCCCGUCUGAAGUUUGCCAAUGAACAUCUGAAUGAUUCAGAGGAGAACUGGGUGAAACUGUUGUGGUCAGAUGAGACCAAAAUCGAGCUCUUUGCCAUCAACUCAACUCGCUGUGUUUGGAGGAGGAGGAAUGCUGCCUAUGACCCCAAGAACACCAUCCCCACCGUCAAACAUGGAGGUGGAAACAUUAUGCUUUGGGUGUGUUUUUCUGCUAAGGGGACAGGACAACUUCACCGCAUCAAAGGGACGAUGGACGGGGCCAUGUACUGUCAAAUCUUGGGUGAGAACCUCCUUCCCUCAGCCAGGGCAUUGAAAAUGGGUCGUGGAUGGGUAUUCCAGCAUGACAAUGACCCAAAACACACGGCCAAGGCAACAAAGGAGUGGCUCAAGAAGAAGCACAUUAAGGUCCUGGAGUGGCCUAGCCAGUCUCCAGACCUUAAUCCCAUAGAAAAUCUGUGGAGGGAGCUGAAGGUUUGAGUUGCCAAACGUCAGCCUUGAAACCUUAAUGACUUGGAGAAGAUCUGCAAAGAGGAGUGGGAAAAAAUCCCUCCUGAGAUGUGUGCAAACCUGGUGGCCAACUACAAGAAACGUCUGACCUCUGUGAUUGCCAACAAGGGUUUUGCCACCAAGUACUAAGUCAUGUUUUGCAGAGGGGUCAAAUAAUUAUUUCCCUCAUUAAAAUGCAAAUCAAUUUAUAACAUUUUUGACAUGCAUGUUUCUGGAUUUUGUUGUUGUUAUUCUGUCUCUCACUGUUCAAAUAAACCUACCAUUAAAAUUAUAGACUGAUCAUGUCUUUGUCAGUGGGCAAACAUACAAAAUCAGCAGGGGAUCAAAUACUUUUUUCCCUCACUGUAGAGGAGAGGAAAUCACCCUUGAGAGACAAGGCACUGUGUGUGGGCGAUGUUCUUCCCAAAGAAAGUGACAAGUUAUCAGACGGCGACAAUGUUAUUACCUCCUCCACUGUUGACAAUGUGAAGACUGAAAUGUUACCGGGUGGAAAGGAUGCAGCAGGUGAGAAAGAGGACAACCAGACAACAACAGUCACCUCAAAACUACACCACAGACCUCGACCCCUGUGGAGGUAGCAGUCGACCCCAACCACACCCCGACCAGGAGCAAUAUCCCUGUACGCACGGUGGGUCAGGGUCCGGGGUCCCUGCUGAAAGCAUACAGCCCAUUGGCCAGCCCGGUGACCAGCUGCUGGGAGCCAAGGGAUGUCAAGGAAGUCAACCGAAGCCCCACACCAGCCCAGAGCCUGGACCGCAGAGACAGCAGAAUCCCAACCCAUUCCCCUGGUCCCUGUCGAGCCUCCUGGGCUGAGAGUGGUGAGGGUCGGGCCAGAUCUCAGGGUCAUGGAGGUAGGGUUGAAACUGGGGACAGAGCAGGGAAGGGAGAAAGAGGAACUGAUGAAGCUGGGGACAGAGCUGGUACACAGAAGGGAAAAGGAGGAACGGUUGCAAAGCGAGACAAUCCCAGGAUGAAGAGAUUGAAGAAAAAUUCUGCUUCUCUACCUGCAUCUGUCACCCUGGUCCCCAAGCCCCCACGCAGAGGCAACAGCUGUACCGUGGAUAACACUGAUCCUUACAGCCAGGCAGAGGACCUCUGUGUGGCCAGAGAGCGCAGCCAGAUACAGCCUAGUUCCCACAACCAGCAGGGACAAAAGGGCUCUGCUCGAGAUCAUAAGAUGCUCAAGUUCAUCAGUGGGAUCUUCACCAAAAGCAGCAACCCAGUCUCUGUCUCAGCCACCACUUCCUCUAAUACAGCAACACUUUCCCCUGUCUGCAAUAUACACAGACAGUCCAGUGAGGAGGAAGGUAGGACACCUCAGACACACACACACAGCAUAGGUCUACAUAUCACCUCACAAACCUCACUUCCUCUAAUGCUCUUGGUUGAAAUACGUUACAUGAAGAUCAAGAGCAACUGUCUGUUUGCAGUUUUUUGGCCAACAUGUAACAGAAAAUUCAGGAAGGAAUCAAACGAGCAUCCAUUUUAUUAUAGACUAGUCUAGUAUUUGAUCCGUAUGUAGAGGAAAUCAUUUAAAAUGGAGGGGAAAUAAUUUGCCAUUCUGAGAGCCUCGCAUACAUUUUAUAUAGAGCCCAUUAUCAAAUGGAUGUGACGUGUCUGUGAGUUUGAAACUUAAAGCCAUGUGUAACUGUAAAAGGAUGAUAGACAAAGUCCUUUGAUCUCUGAGCUGACAAUAGAGCUAUACUCCUGGACAGUUUCAUCUAAUUCCCUUCUGAACGGAACGGGGGGUGAUUUCACGCAGCCUGAAGGGUUAAUCUCUCUACAGUGUAGCUACACUGUGUUUGUCCCAAAAUACACCCUUUUCCCUAUUUAGUGCACUACUUUAGACCAGGGCCCUUUGGGCUCUGGUCAAAAGUAGUGCACUAUAUAGGGAAUAGGGUGCCAUUGGGACAUAGACACUGUGUUUAACUCUCAUAAUGAUCCUAAUGGUUAAAGCCAGAGCUAUAUAUUAUGGAUAUACUGUAUACUGCAUUGGUUAAAGCACAGGCUGUGCCAGCAUGACUAUCUGCGAUUUGAUGUAUUGGUUGGCUGGUGCUUGGUCUUAUUUCUGUCUCCAAAACCUUCCAGAGAAAGGAAGUGCAAUUACAGCCAAUGUCCUUAAUCCAUAUAUUUUAUGUUUCGCCUGCUCAGUGAUUGACUAUUCCUCCACAAAUAUCUCUGGCACAUGUCUCUCUCUCUCUCUCUCUCUCUCUCUCUCUCUCUCUCUCUCUACCUAUUUCUCUCUCUUCCCUGCAUUUCACAUCACCAACCAUCAGUCUGACAUUCUAAGCUCUAUAAAUAAUAAAUAUGGCCUUUUUUGGAGAAGUUAAUCAAACUUCAGAAGCCUUUGUAGUUUAAUCUGCCUCUGGCACAUACCAAUGUAUUUCAAGAACAAUACCAUGGAAACAUGAAUGAUGUCUGUAGAGGGUAGUGACAAGCUGUUUCACUGGUAUGUGUUCUGUGUCUAGUCAUGUAUGGUAUGUGUUCUGUGUCUAGUCAUGUAUGGUAUGUGUUCUGUGUCUAGUCAUGUAUGGUAUGUGUUCUGUGUCUAGUCAUGUAUGGUAUGUGUUCUGUGUCUAGUCAUGUAUGGUAUGUGUUCUGUGUCUAGUCAUGUAUGGUAUAUGUUCUGUGUGUAGUCAUGUAUGGUAUGUGUUCUGUGUCUAGUCAUCUAUGGUAUGUGUUCUCUCUGGGCAAGAGCAGAAUCAGCCUAGCAGGGUCUGGAGGAAAGGUUGCCAUAGCAACAUGGGGGUGCUAGGAGAGAUGCCUGUUAUGAGAGAGAGAGAGAGAGAGAGAGAGAGAGAGAGAGAGAGAGAGAGAGAGAGAGAGAGAGACUCUUCUGAUAUUCCCAGGAAGAGAAGAAGGGUUCUUUGAAUGUCAGUGACAUUUAACAGUUGCACUACAUUAGUAUGUCUUCAUCCAGUGCAGGGAGAGAGUCUGGAUAUUCAGCUUUAUACUGGGUGUUUUGUAGGCAGCUGUAUAAGGAUCAUGCUGUCUGAUUGCUUUGGCAACUUGUCUCGUGUGGCCUAAAAUACACUAUUGUCAUCCCUCUCUUUGUCUGUUGUCAGAAUGCGACAGUGAAAUGCGGUAGGCGAAGUCAAACGCAGGACACAGAGCUUACUGGAAACGUACUUUACUCGAAAGUAACCAGAGUAGAAAAAACAAUCUCCACAUAAGGACGAUAAACAACCCGCACACGAAACACUGCCGAUGACGAAAUACAAUAACACACAACACACAAUGAACGACAGAGGGUUAAAUAGGGAAUACAAUACAACAUAAUGGGGAACAGGUGUACACAAUCAGGACAAAACAAGUCAAACACCGAAACAUAGAUCGGUGGCAGCUAGUACUCCGGGGACGACGAACGCCGAAGCCUGCCCGAGCAAGGAGGAGGAGCAUCCUCGGCUGAUUCCGUGACAGUACCCCCCUCUUGACCCGCGGCUCCAGCCGUGCGCCGACCCCGGCCUCGGGGACGGCCAGGAGGACGCGGAGCAGGGCGAGUCGGAUGACUCCGGUGGAAGUCCCUCAACAUGGAGGGAUCUAGAAUGUCCCUCCUGGGGACCCAGCACCGUUCCUCCGGACCGUACCCCUCGCACUCCACGAGAUACUGCAGGCCCCCCGUCCGACGCCUCGAAUCCAAGAUGGAACGGACUGAAUACGCUGGAGCCCCCUCGAUGUCCAACGGGGGCGGAGGAGCCUCUCGUACCUCACUCUCCUGGAGUGGACCAGCCACCACCGGCCUGAGGAGAGACACAUGGAAUGAGGGGUUAAUGUGGUAAUUAAUGGGCAGUUGUAACCUAUAACAUACCUCGUUCAAUCUCCUCAGGACUUUAAAGGGCCCCACAAACCGCCGACCCAGCUUCCGGCAGGGCAGGCGAAGGGGCAGGUUUCGGGUCGAGAGCCAGACCCGGUUUUCCGGUGCAUACACCGGAGCCUCACUGCGGUGGCGAUCGGCGCUCGCCUUUUGCCGCCUGAUGGCCCGCUGCAGAUGGACAUGCGCAGCGUUCCAAGUUUCUUCCGAGCGCCGAAACCACUCGUCCACCACAGGGGCUUCGGUCUGGCUCUGAUGCCAAGGUGCCAGAACCGGCUGAUAACCUAACACACACUGGAAAGGCGUAAGGUUAGUGGACGAAUGGCGGAGGGAGUUUUGGGCUAUCUCAGCCCAGGGAAUAUAUCCCGACCACUCCUCUUGCCGGUCCUGGCAAUAUGACCUCAGAAACCUACCCACAUCCUGGUUAACUCUCUCCACCUGCCCAUUACUCUCGGGGUGAAAACCUGAGGUAAGGCUAAUCGAGACCCCCAGACGUUCCAUAAAUGCCCUCCAGACUCUAGAGGUGAACUGGGGACCCCGAUCAGACACUAUAUCCUCAGGCACCCCAUAGUGCCGGAAGACGUGUGUAAACAGGGCCUCAGCAGUUUGUAGGGCAGUAGGGAGACCUGGCAGGGGAAUGAGACGGCAGGCUUUAGAAAACCAAUCCACAACGACCAAGAUCGUAGUGUUCCCCUGGGAGGGAGGAAGGUCUGUGACAAAAUCCACCAAUAGGUGAGACCACGGCCGUUGUGGAACGGGUAGGGGUUGUAACUUCCCCCUGGGCAGGUGUCUAGGUGCCUUACACUGGGCGCACACCGAGCAGGAGGAAACAUAAACCCUCACGUCCUUAGCUAAGGUUGGCCACCAGUACUUCUCACUAAGGCAGUGCACUGUCCGACCAAUACCCGGAUGACCAGAGGAGGGUGACGUGUGAGCCCAGUAUAUCAAACGGUCGCGAACCUCGAGCGGCACGUACCUCCGACCCUCCGGACACUGUGGAGGAGUAGGGUCGGAACGUAACGCCCGCUCGAUUUCCACAUCCACCUCCCACACCACCGGUGCCACUAAGCAAGACUCUGGGAGUAUGGGAGUGGGCUCAAUGGACCUCUCCUCUGUGUCAUAUAGUCGGGAGAGGGCGUCUGUCUUAGCGUUCUGGGACCCUGGUCUAUAGGUGAGCUUAAAUACAAAGCGGGAAAGAAACAUUGACCACCUUGCCUGGCGAGGAUUCAGCCUCCUCGCUGCCCGGAUGUACUCCAGGUUACGAUGGUCAGUCAGAAUGAGAAAAGGGUGUUUAGCCCCCUCAAGCCAAUGUCUCCCCACUUUCAGGGCUUGAACCACAGCCAGCAGCUCCCUAUCCCCCACGUCAUAAUUGCGCACCGCCGGACUGAGCUUCUUAGAAUAGAAAGCACAGGGGCGGAGUUUAGGUGGCGUACCCGAGCGCUGAGACAGCACAGCGCCGAUCCCAGCCUCGGAAGCGUCCACCUCCACCUGGAAUGCCAAAGAGGGAUCCGGAUGCGCCAGCACCGGAGCCGAGGUAAACAGGUCCUUCAGACGUUUAAACGCCCUGUACGCCUCAGCUGACCACUGCAGGCGCACCGGACCCCCCCUUAGCAGAGAGGUAAUGGGAGCUGCUACCUGUCCAAAGCCCCGGAUAAACCUCCGGUAGUAAUUGGCAAAACCCAAGAAGAGCUGCACCUCCUUUACCGUGGUGGGAGUCUGCCAAUUACGCACGGCAGAAACGCGGUCAAUCUCCAUCUCUACCCCUGACGCGGACAACCGAUGUCCCAGGAAGGAGAUGGACUCCUGGAAGAACAGACAUUUCUCCGCCUUCGCAUACAGGUCAUGCUCCAACAGUCUACCAAGCACUCGACGCACCAGGGACACAUGCUCGGCUCGUGUAGUGGAGUAUAUUAGAAUGUCAUCUAUAUAUACCACAACACCCUGUCCAUGCAAGUCCCGGAAAAUCUCAUCCACAAAUGAUUGGAAGACUGAAGGAGCAUUCAUUAACCCGUAUGGCAUGACGAGGUACUCAUAGUGACCCAAGGUGGUACUGAAUGUUGUCUUCCACUCAUCUCCCUCCCUAAUGCGCACCAGGUUGUACACGCUCCUGAGAUCCAAUUUUGUGAAGAAUCGCGCCCCGUGUAAUGACUCCGUCAUACUAGCAAUCAGAGGGAGAGGAUAGCUGUAUUUGAUGGUGAUCUGAUUUAGACCACGGUAAUCAAUACACGGGCGUAAACCCCCAUCCUUCUUCUUCACAAAAAAGAAACUCGAGGACGCAGGGGAAGUAGACGGCCGUAUGUACCCCUGUCUCAAAGAUUCGGUGACGUAGUUCUCCAUAGCGGCCGUCUCCUCCUGAGACAGAGGAUAAACGUGACUACGUGGAAGCGCAGCGCCUACCUGGAGGUCUAUCGCACAAUCCCCCUGUCGAUGAGGUGGUAAUUGAGUCGCCUUCUUCUUACUGAAGGCGAUAGCCAAAUCGGCAUACUCAGUUGGAAUGUGCAAGGUGGGAACUUGGUUCGGGCUUUCCACCGUCGUUGCCCUACGGAAACGCAUACACACCGCCCAGUACACUGAUCAGACCAUCCCUGGAGAGUUCUCUGCUGCCAUGAAAUGUUGGGGUCAUGAGCUGUUAACCAGGGAAGCCCCAAAACCACGGGAAACGCAGGAGAAUCAAUCAAAUACAAACGUACUAUCUCCUCAUGACCCUCCUGCGUUUUCAUCUGGAGAGGCGCUGUGACCUCCCUAAUCAAUCCUGACCCCAACGGGCGGCUAUCUAGGGCAUGAAUGGGGAAGGGCACAUCAACAGGUACGAUAGGAAUCCCUAACGUAUAGGUGAACUGGCGAUCGAUAAAAUUCCCAGCUGCGCCUGAAUCUACUAGCGCCUUAUGCUGGGAGUGAGGAGAAACCUUGGGAAACACCACUUUAAUACACAUAUGAUCAGCAGAGAGCUCUGGGUGAGUUGGGUGCCUACUCACCUGGAAUGACUCAUCAGUGCGUCGCCCACUGCCUUGAUUCCUAGGAGACCCUCCCCAGCACCGACCAGCAGUGUGUCCUCUGCUGCCACAGUUGGUGCAGGGGACGGCCUCCCUCCUGGUCUCCCUCCUGGUCUCCCUAGCACCAGCACCCCCGAGCUCCAUAGGGGUCGGCUCGGAAGUGCUGGGGGAUGGAAUGGACGGCCCCGAAUCCGGACGUCCGCGGGUAGCCAACAGGGUAUCCAGGCGAAUCGACAUGUCCACCAGUUGAUCAAAGCUGAGGUUGGUGUCCCUGCAGGCCAAUUCCCGACGCACAUCCUCCCUCAGGCUGCAUCUGUAGUGGUCGAUGAGGGCCCUCUCAUUCCAUCCCGUGUUGGCAGCUAGCGUCCGGAAGUCCAGCGCGAACUCCUGCGCGCUCCUCCUCCCCUGUCUAAGGGGGAUGAUCGAAUACUGCCCGGAAGCGUCGGGUGAACUCCGCAUAGCUGACCGUAGCGGCGUCUAUCCCACCCCAUUCGGCGUUGGCCCACUCCAGCGCCUUGCCGGACAGACAGGAGAUGAGGGCGGACACGCUCUCGUAUCCCGAGGGCGCCGGGUGAAUGGUUGCUAGGUAGAGUUCAACCUGGAGUAGAAAACCCUGACACCCGGCCGCGGUGCCAUCAUAAGCCCUCGGGAGCGAGAGACGAAUCCCACUGGACUCCGGAGAUGGAACGAUGGGUAUGGCUGAUGGUGGUGGUAUCGUAGGAGGAGGUGUGGGCAAACCUCCACUCUCCCAUCGCCUCUAGGUGUCCAUCAACCCUUGCAUGGUGGUGCCCAGGUGCUGGAUCAUGGCCUCUUGGUGGAUUACGCGCUCCUCCAGUGAUCCACUUGGCACCGCCGAUCCUGCUGACUCCAUGAAGGUGUGUUAUUCUGUCAGAAUGCGACGGUGAAAUGCGGUAGGCGAAGUCAAACGCAGGACACAGAGCUUACUGGAAACGUACUUUACUCAAAAGUAACCAAUCUCCACAUAAGGAGGAUAAACAACACGCACACGAAACACUGCCGAUGACGAAAUACAAUAACACACAACACACAAUGAACGACAGAGGGUUAAAUAGGGAAUACAAUACAACAUAAUGGGGAACAGGUGUACACAAUCAGGACAAAACAAGUCAAACACCGAAACAUAGAUCGGUGGACGACGAACGCCGAAGCCUGCCCGAGCAAGGAGGAGGAGCAUCCUCGGCUGAUUCCGUGACAUCUGUUGUGUUUUCACACUGCAUCUGUGAGGAACUGACAUCACUGAGUAGUAGACUGCUGGCCCUGUUGUGUUUUCACACUGCGUCUGUGAGGAACUGACAUCACUGAGUAGUAGACUGCUGGCCCUGAUGUGUUUUCACACUGCAUCUGUGAGGAACUGACAUCACUGAGUAGUAGACUGCUGGCCCUGUUGUGUUUUCACACUGCGUCUGUGAGGAACUGACAUCACUGAGUAGUAGACUGCUGGCCCUGUUGUGUUUUCACACUGCGUCUGUGAGGAACUGACAUCACUGAGUAGUAGACUGCUGGCCCUGUUGUGUUUUCACACUGCGUCUGUGAGGAACUGACAUCACUGAGUAGUAGACUGCUGGCCCUGAUGUGUUUUCACACUGCGUCUGUGAGGAACUGACAUCACUGAGUAGUAGACUGCUGGCCCUGUUGUGUUUUCACACUGCAUCUGUGAGGAACUGACAUCACUGAGUAGUAGACUGCUGGCCCUGUUGUGUUUUCACACUGCGUCUGUGAGGAACUGACAUCACUGAGUAGUAGACUGCUGGCCCUGAUGUGUUUUCACACUGCAUCUGUGAGGAACUGACAUCACUGAGUAGUAGACUGCUGGCCCUGAUGUGUUUUCACACUGCGUCUGUGAGGAACUGACAUCACUGAGUAGUAGACUGCUGGCCCUGUUGUGUUUUCACACUGCGUCUGUGAGGAACUGACAUCACUGAGUAGUAGACUGCUGGCCCUGUUGUGUUUUCACACUGCGUCUGUGAGGAACUGACAUCACUGAGUAGUAGACUGCUGGCCCUGUUGUGUUUUCACACUGCGUCUGUGAGGAACUGACAUCACUGAGUAGUAGACUGCUGGCCCUGAUGUGUUUUCACACUGCAUCUGUGAGGAACUGACAUCACUGAGUAGUAGACUGCUGGCCCUGUUGUGUUUUCACACUGCGUCUGUGAGGAACUGACAUCACUGAGUAGUAGACUGCUGGCCCUGAUGUGUUUUCACACUGCGUCUGUGAGGAACUGACAUCACUGAGUAGUAGACUGCUGGCCCUGUUGUGUUUUCACACUGCAUCUGUGAGGAACUGACAUCACUGAGUAGUAGACUGCUGGCCCUGGACCUUGGAACCCACCACAGCAACACACAGAGUCACUCAGCUGCCUGCGGUCCCUCUCAUCACUGAACCACAGCUGUGAACAGAGGACACAGAGCGUCUGGGGGUGUGGGGGUAUGAGCGUCACAUUGCAUUGGACACCUUUAGACACUUUGAUCCUUUGCAGAGCAGCUGCCUUUGAAUGCCAGCUUCAGCAUGUAAAGGGAAUUCUAGGAGAACGACAAAAAAUAUGUAUGGCAAGCCUCUUGGGGGUACAGAGGAUAAACAGUGCAUUGACAAACUAGCCUAGUCCAGUAGACCCAUUUAUGUUGUAGUGAAGGUUACUUUGAUCAAGAGUGCCUGGCUGCCACACAGCCAAUUCACAUAGCAGUAAUUUAUCGCUAUUCCUUUCCAAGGCCGUUCUGAUUGUUGUUCCCCUUGAAUUAUCAAAAUUAUGAUCUCUCCCUCUGUCCCGUUCUCCCAUGCAGCGGCUUGUGCAAAUAGUCAAGAGUGGACCCUGAGUCGAUCCAUCCCUGAGCUCCGUGUGGUAAGACAAAGCAUCCUCAUUAAAGAUUAAUUGAAAGAGAAGUUAGAUAGAGCUUAAUCUCUUUUCACACUCUAUUCGGGGAAGCUACCACAUAUGAGUGAAGAUGUGUGUGUGUACAGUAGGCUAUGUGUGUGUUUUCUAACUUCUUUAAUCUGUGCAGGGUGUGCUGGGAAGUCUUCAGAGUGGCAGGUCAGCGCUGGUAAACAGAUACAUAACAGGCAGUUACCUUCCACUAGAGAAGAUUGAAGGUAAGUAUAACAAAACACUUUUCUUGUCCUACCAUUUUAUCUUUCAUAAUGGCUCUCUGACACACAGUAACUAACCUCUGCUCUGCUGUUCCAUUGUCAGGGGGGAGGUAUAAGAAGGAGGUAUUGGUAGAUGGACAGAGUCAUCUACUGCUAAUCAGAGAGGAGGCAGGGAGUCCUGAUGCACAGGUGUGUGGAAAUGUACAAGUGUAUUUGCUGGAGUGUGUGUAUACCUUGUUGCAUUGUUGUUCAUGUGCGAUGAUGUGUUGAGAAAUAAUUACAGAAUUACAAUCUAACUAACUCAUCAACAUCCUUAUCCUGACCCAUCUUGUACUCCUCUCCCUCUCACCUCUCUUCCCUCUCCUACCAAAUCUCUGUCUGUAGUUCAGCAGCUGGGUAGAUGCAGUGGUCCUCGUGUUCAGUCUGGAGAAUGAGGCCAGCUUCCAGGACGUGUACCAGCUGUACAGCCAGCUCAACACACACCGCAGCACUGCUGACAUCCCACUGGUUGUGGUUGGGACACAAGGUAAGGAACAGGCAGGAAUGAAUAUGGAUGGCUAUUUUGGAUAUGUUCAGGGAAAUGUAAGAGGGCAGAUGGAUAGCAUCUAGAGAACCAUUAGUCUUAUUUUAUAUAAUUAGACGGAGGAAAGUGAGCAUAUACUGUAUAAGCUACUGUAGCCUAUAUGACUUCAUCUCAAUGUCUGAAGCCCCACGGUCUCCGCCGUCCUCUUCCUAUAGACAAAAUCAGCAGUACCAACCCACGUGUGAUCGAGGACAUGCGUGCCCGGCAGCUAUGUGUUGACGUGAGGCACUGUGUGUUCUAUGAGACGUGUGCCACCUAUGGGCUCAACAUAGACCGGGUGUUUCAGGAGGGUGAGUCAACUGAAAUUGAGCAUUGGUGUCAGAGCUGGGGAUCCAAAAGUACAGCCACAUUACCAUUGUUUCAACACAAUAAAUAAUUUCGGUCCCACUUUACAACAAUGCUUCACAAAUAAUUUAAAAGCAAUGUCAUUCUACAUGAAGGAUUAUAUCACAAGUCUAUGUUGUUUGACCAGAGAUGCAUGGCUGUACUUACUUACCUAACACAUACAAUUCACAUCCUGAAGUAAUGAGUGAUUAGUGCCAUCUCAUUAGUGCUGUCUUACUCUCUCCUCUCAGCUGCCCAGAAAAUAGUCACACAGAAGAAACAGUCUGCAUUCCUGGCCUCCUGCAAGUCUCUCCCUAACUCUCCCAGUCACUCUGGGGGCUCCACAUCGGGGUCAACAUCCUUCCCUGGACAGGUAACACGCUACACACUGUUCACAUCUGUCUUUUUCCCAGGCUUAUCUCUUCUGUGUUGUUGACAGAAAAUCAAUACUGUAGUGUAGUGGGACCCACAGGUGGAUACCAGCUACAGUACUGAAGCUCCUCCUAUAAGCCUUAACCUUGAGCUGUGACUAGAUACAUUGUUGUCCCCCACAAUGAAAUCGGGGAGGGGACUGUGGAUAUGUCUCUGUACAUUAGUAUGAUAUCUCAGAUAGCCCUGGCCCGAUUUUGAAGAAACUUUGGUGAAUUAUGCGUUUGGCAUAGAGAUCUGGCAUUUACACAAUUACACUGAUUGACCAGAUGGGGGCGGCAGGUAGCUUAGUGGUUAAGAGCGUUGUGCCAGUAACCGAAAGGUCGCUGGUUCUAAUCCCUGAGCCGACUAGGUGAAAAAUCUGUCGAUGUGCCCUUGAGCAAGGCACUUAACCCUAAUUGCUCCUGUAAGUCGCUUUGGAUAAGAGCGUCUGCUAAAUGACUAAAAUGUAAAUGUAAAUAACAAAAUAUUGAAAAUGCAAACUUUGAAAGGUCACACCCCUCACCCCAUUUGAAAUUCGGUACAUAGGUCCCUCUCCUCACAAGGAACAAAUUUGCCUCAGGGACCCAUAAGGUCCUGCAUUAUGGAAUUUCCGCCAUUUCUAAUUUUGAGAAAAACACUUAAAACGCUACUCUUCUGGCAUCGAAUGACUCAUCUGCACAAAUCUUGAUAUGUGGCAUUUAUGGACAAAGGUCUCUCAACGCAAUAUUUUCCAGACUAGUACCUAAAACAUAAUGGCCGAUAUUGACCAAUAAACAUUCACGAGGGCGUGGUCUGGCACAUAAAUGCAAAUCAGUCAAGGCUAUUCGUAUUGUAACAAAAAUGUGUUCACAUGUUGCAAACACUGUGAAGAUUCAACAUCCAAGAAAAUUCAUAUCGACCACACGAUGGCACUAUAACAGGCACAUGUUUAUAUCUCUAGAUCUGUUUGACUCAGAGUGAUGAUAUUUGGCACACAUGCUCAGGAAUAUGAGUCUAGCUAACCCACACGAUAUCUUAGACAACACUGGCCCAAUUUUGGGCGAAUUAUGCAUCUUUCCAUUGAGAUCUGGCAUUUACAAAAUUACACUGAUUGGCCCAAGGCGGGAGUUUUUGGUUCAUCUAGGGCAGGUUGCCCAACCCUGUUCCUGGAGAGCUACCCUCCUGUAGGUCUUCGCUCCAACCCCAGGUGUUACUAACCUGAUUCAUCAUAUCAACCUGCUAAUUAUUAGAAUCAGGUGCGCUAGAUUAGGGUUGGAGCAAAAACCUACAGGAUAGUAGCUCUCCAGGAACAGGGUUGGAGCAAAACCCUACAGGAUAGUAGCUCUCCAGGAACAGGGUUGGAGCAAAACCCUACAGGAUAGUAGCUCUCCAGGAACAGGGUUGGAGCAAAAACCUACAGGAUAGUAGCUCUCCAGGAACAGGGUUGGAGCAAAACCCUACAGGAUAGUAGCUCUCCAGGAACAGGGUUGGAGCAAAACCCUACAGGAUAGUAGCUCUCCAGGAACAGGGUUGGGCAGUCCUGAUCUAGGGGCUUAAAAAAGGCCAUCGAUGGAUUCAAAGAAUGGUUCAAAACGUUUGGGAACCACUGUUGUAUGAUUUAUUCUAGUAGAUACCAAGUGUAUUCAGGAGGAAGAACAUGUUGUUUGUCCGUUUGUCUCAUUUUCAUCUCAUUUGUCCACAUCACCCCAUCAUAUCUCUGUGUUCCUUGUGCCACUCCCCCUGUAUGUCCCCCUGUUCUCCCCUCCCUCUCCCUCUCAGACCAGUAAUGGAGGACUGAAUAGUGGCUACCCCUCCUCCCUACCCUCCACCCCCGUGAUCAGCCACAGAGAGCUGCGGGGCGGGGCAGGGGCGGGGGUGGCGGUAGAGGGGGGCGGAAGUGUCACCUCCUCAGGGUCUGUGAGAAACGUCCCUCAACGGCGGACCUCUCUGUUCAAGGUCAGUUACUGUUCUCAGAAUCUCAGGUGAUAAAAUGAUUGGAGUCUUUCAUCAGCGAAACAAUGUCCCGAAGAGCCAUACAAUUCAAGUUGAGCAAGUUGAGGUGACUAAACUGCUUGGAGUAACCCUGGAUUGUAAACUGUCAUGGUCAAAACAUAUUGAUACAACAGUAGCUAGGAUGGGGAGAAGUCUGUCCAUAAUAAAGCAUUGCUCUGCAUUCUUAACAGCACUAUCAACAAGGCAGGUCCUACAGGCCCUUGUUUUGUCGCACCUGGACUACUGUUCAGUCGUGUGGUCAGGUGCCACAAAGAGGGACUUAGGAAAAUUGCAAUUGGCUCUGAACAGGGCAGCACGGCUGGCCCUUGGAUGUACACAGAGAGCUAAAAUUAAUAAUAUGCAUGUCAAUCUCUCCUGGCUCAAAGUGGAGGAGAGAUUGACUUCAUCACUACUUGUAUUUGUAAGAGGUAUUGACAUGUUGAAUGCACAGAGCUGUCUGUUUGAACUACUGGCACACAGCUCGGACACCCUUGCAUACUCCACAAGACAUGCCACCAGAGGUCUCUUCACAGUCCCCAAGUCCAGAACAGACUAUGGGAGGCUCACAGUACUACAUAGAGCCAUGACUACAUAGAACUAUAUUCCACAUCAAGUAACUCAUGCAAGCAGUAAAAUUAGAUAAAAAAAACAGAUUAAAAUACACCUAAUCAAAGAGCGGGGACUGUGAAGCAACACAAACAUAGGCACAGACACAUGCAUACAAACACACAAUAACAUACGCACUAUACACACAUGUACACAUGGAUUUUGUGUUGUAGAUAUGUGGUAGUAGAGUAGAGGCCUGAGGGCACACACUUAAUAUGUUGUGAAAUCUGUUGUGAAUGUAUUGUAAUGUUUUUUUAAUUGUAUAACUGCCUUCAUUUUGCUGGACCCCAGGAAGAGUAGCUGCUGCCUUGGCAGGAACUAAUGGGGAUCCUUAAUACAUACAAAUACAAAUUCAAACAAACUGAUUUCAAAACAGAGCUAAACAUACAUGUCCAGUUUUAGAUACAGUAGUAGUUACACAGUUUCCAACAGAGUACGUUUGAUUUUUGUUGUCUCUCUUCUCACUGCAUGGGUCACGUCUGUCCCGUACACUUGUGUCAGUCUGUCUUUAUACCUGUCACACUCAUCUCUAACUCUAUAAUGUUGAUACAACUUCUCUCAGAACCGUCGUGGUAGUGGCAGUGAAAAGAAUGUUGACCCUAAAGGUGACGUGGGCAGUGGCCGGGCUAUCACUAUCAAACAGGUCAGUGUGACACACACUGGAUACUGUGUAUAAUGAAUUGGUUAGUUCCAGUUCUUCAGUCAUGAAAGGGAACUGAAUGACAUUAAACCCAUUGUUUGUACAGAGUAUCCUAUGGAAGCGGAGUGGGAGCUCACUGAACAAAGAGUGGAAGAAGAAAUAUGUCACUCUGUCCAACAACGGCACACUGGCCUAUCACUCCAGCUUCAAUGUAAGUCACACCACAAUCAACCAGAUCAACACCAGUAACAUGAUCUCAUAAUAAUAAUAUGCCAUUUAGCAGACGCUUUUAUCCAAAGCGACUUACAGUCAUGGGUGCAUACAUUUUUGUGUAUGGGUGGUCCCGGGGAUCGAACCCACUACCUUGGCGUUACAAGCGCCGUGCUCUACCAGCUGAGCUACAGAGGACUCAUCUUAGUUAGUCUUUUUUUUAUGUAAUAAAAUUAGCUUAAAAUCUAUUUUGAUACGAGAAUCCACUGUGUUGAGAACUGUAAUACACAGUAAAAUUGCAAUAUUUUGAUUUUAUUUUUUUCAUUUCUAGUCUAGUGAAAUUCAGCACAUCAUCCUAGUUUAACGGAAAUGAUCUUGGCGGUUUCAGGACUAUAUGCAGAAUUCUCACGCUAAAGAGAUCGACCUACUGCGUGUCACAGUGAAGGUUCCAGGGAAACGCCCACCAAGGGCUGUCCCCCCUAAUGGCCCCUCCCCUGAACUCAAUGGUGUGGCCAAGGAUGCUGCACCCACGGAGAGUGCCAGUGCCCCAUUGUUGCCUGUUGAAGAACAGGCUGGUGCAUUGUCUUCUCCUGGAGAUAGAGGGGUAAAACGUUGUCCGUCAACACUGUCCAGCAAGUCACAUAGUGCUGGUAUGUCAGAAAUGUUACAUUUCCAUUCAUAAUAAUACGUUUCUAAUAUACAGUAUGCCAAUGUGGACUCUGGAGCAUGAUAGUACCAGAGCUGCAAGUUCCCACAACAUAACAAACAGGGUUUUAUUCAUCUUUGAACCCCAAUGUCAGAUGCUAUUGAAGGAGCAACCAGUCCCCCUUUUGGAAAAGAUGGUCAAUCCUCUCCAAUGAUGGACAAAAGGAAGAAAACAAGGAAGAAGAGUAUGAACCAGAAAGGCGACACAGCCAUUGGCCAGGCUGAAGGUGAGUUCUGGGCCUCUUACUGUGCAUCUCUUCCAGAUUAUUCUGUGCUCUUUAUAGAAAUCUAUUUUCCUUCUUCUUCCUCUCCUGCUAAUCUGGCCUAAUCUGUUGCCCUGCAGCCAAGCACACAAUGUGGAAAUAAAAAAACUUUGGUAGCUUGAGAAACAUUAACAAGACAGGUAACAACAAGGAACAGUGAGGAGCUGACUGACUCACUGAAUCUACCUGUGUGUUAUGCCUGUUUGUCUGUUUGUCUCUCCACCUAACAAGUGUAUUACACAUUUGGAUUGACCUGUGAUUUGUAAGGUUUGUUGUUUGUUUUCUUUACUAACUUUCUUUCUCUCAAUCACCCUUUUCCAACUUUUUGCAUCAUGCACAAUGUCUGCCUGCUCACUGUCCUCUUGUUUUAUGAUCAGCAAACAUCUCAUGGUGAUGAAGUGAGUCUGUGUUUAUGUUGGUUACAUGUACUUGUCGUGUAUGUACAUUAAAGAAGUGUUAAACAGUAUUUGCACUUAUAAUAAUAAUAUAAUAAUAUGCCAUUUAGCAGACGCUUUUAUCCAAAGCGACUUACAGUCAUGCGUGCAUACAUUUUUGUGUAUGGGUGGUCCCGGGGAUCGAACCCACUACCUUGGCGUUACAAGCGCCGUGCUCUACCAGUUGAGCUACAGAGGACCACUUACUAAAUGGGGCGGGCUAAUGAUAUUACAUUUUCCCAUUUUCCCUUGCCAACGUGUCUUUGUAGAUGAGGAGAAUACUGGCUUCAUCAUCGUGUCCAGCACGGGGCAGAUGUGGCACUUUGAGGCCCAGAAUCUGGAGGACAGAGAUGCCUGGGUGACGGCCAUAGAGAGCCAGAUACUGGCGAGCCUGCAGUCCUGUGAGAGCCUCAGGAACAAGGCACGGAACUGACUAGGCAGCACCCUGCGAUGUGUGGAAAUAUGUCAUGUUUAACAAUAGUAUUAAAUGUUGAUUUCUUAUAAUAGACUAUCUAAAUGUAAAUAGUAGAAAUAGUUCUGAAUGUUUUAUAGUAUAUAAAAUGUAUAUAUGUUCCCCGUGGGACCCUUCUGGGGAGUGAAGAUUAUGCUAGUGAAGAUUAUGCUGUUUGGCUAUGUAUUGACAGGCGUUGCGGUCCAAGUUGCUGAUUCCUUAGAGACGUAUUCAGUCACAAUGCACAUCCACUUCAUACUUGGAAAAUUUCAACUAUGUGAUCUUUCAUAGGCACGGAGGAGCAGCCAGAGUGAGGCGGUAGCAAUACAGGCCAUCCGCAAUGCCAAGGGCAACAGCUUCUGUGUAGACUGUGAAGCACCAAGUGGGUUUCUAGACUUUACCUCCUCUCUCACUCUCUUUAUCUAUCUCUCUCUCUCUAGUUCAAAACGUAUUAUUUUCCAUGUCCAUGCAUGUGCAAAGAGUGUUCAUUAUUCUACUAUCUACCAGAUGCAGCCAUUCAUUCCAUGAAAGGAAAGUAGUAAUGAAAAAGGAGUCAUUAGUGCAAAAUGGUUGAUUACAUUAGAAGCAGCCUUUCUUUUACUCAAUCUCAAUCCCUUACCCUCAAUCUCAAUCCCUUACUCUCAAUCUCAAACACUCUAUCUCAAUCUCAAUCCCUUACUCUCAAUCUCAAACACUCUAUCUCAAUCUCAAUCCCUUACUCUCAAUCUCAAUCCCUUACUCUCAAUCUCAAACACUAUCUCAAUCUCAAUCCCUUACUCUCAAUCUCAAUCCCUUACUCUCAAUCUCAAACACUAUCUCAAUCUCAAUCCCUUACUCUGAAUCUCAAUCCCUUACUCUCAAUCUCAAUCCCUUACUCUCAAUCUCAAACACUCUAUCUCAAUCUCAAUCCCUUACUCUCAAUCUCAAUCCCUUACUCUCAAUCUCAAACACUCUAUCUCAAUCUCAAUCCCUUACUCUCAAUCUCAAUCCCUUACUCUCAAUCUCAAACACUCUAUCUCAAUCGCAAUCCCUUACUCUCAAGCUCAAUCCCUUACUCUCAAUCUCAAUCCCUUACUCUCAAUCUCAAUCCCUUACGCUCAAUCUCAAUCCCUUACUCUCAAUCUCAAUCCCUUACUCUCAAUCUCAAUCCCUUACUCUCAAUCUCAAUCACUAUAUCUCAAUCCAUCUGCUCUGGUUUGGAUGUCCUCUCCAGACCCCACGUGGGCCAGCCUCAACCUGGGGGCGUUGAUUUGCAUCGAGUGCUCAGGGAUCCACCGUAAUCUGGGGACACACCUGUCCCGCGUCCGCUCUCUGGACCUGGAUGACUGGCCCAGGGAGCUGACACAGGUCCUGACUGCCAUCGGCAACCACCUGGCCAAUAGCAUCUGGGAAUGCUACACCCAGGGCAGACACAAACCCACACCCAACGCCACACGGUGAGGGUCCUGGUUCAGUAUAAUAGAUGGGGAACAUCUGGAUGCUUUAUUAAUGUUCACCUGUUUUGUGAGAGUUCAAAAGAAAAGCCAAUCUUUUUGUCCAAUGAACACCAUUAUUUGACUAGAAUAACAUUUAAAUGGUUGAAUCCAAGAAUGUGUUGCAGUACAUCAAAUGGAAGAUACUGUAUGUUGCCACAGAGAUCUCUAUCUUGAUCCAUGAACAGUUGCCAUGGUAACUCAUGGUCACUUAUCUGUGUUUGUGUCUCUCUCACAGAGAGGAGAGAGAAUCAUGGAUCCGUGCCAAAUACGAGCAGCGCGUGUUUGUGGCACCCCUGCCUGCUCCAAGCCCCACAGGCCCAGGGGACACUGCCAUGUCUGUGUGUCUGCUGUCCGCGGUGACAGAGAGGGAUUUGCGCAGGCUCCUACUGCUCCUGGCCCACAGCAACAAGGAACAGAUCAACACUGCCCUGGCCAAUGGAGGAGCACCCUCACAGACACAGCCUCACACCGCCCUGCACGCUGCCUGUCAGCUGGGCGAUGUGGUCAUGACACAGCUGCUAGUCUGGGUAAGGCCCUGGUCUGGACAAAUUAUUUGCUGAUGAUGAUCUUUCCCAAGCACUGGACACACUUUGUUAGCCUUUAGCCCAAGUCAAGUGGCGUCACAUGAAAAUAAUUCAUUCAUUCAUUCACCUAUUCUCAAUUAUUAUAUUUCUUGGUAAUUUUAUACAGAAUGUAAAUGGUGAAUUGUUCAAUCUCUCUCUCCCUGCAGUAUGGAAGUGAUGUGAAGGCCAGGGAUCCUCAGGGCCGGACAGCCCUGACCAUGGCUAGAAAAACUGGGAGCAAAGAGUGUGCUGACAUCCUCCUGCAACAUGGCUGCCCUAACGAGGUCUCCCCCACUUCAACCACACUUGGUCUCUCCCGUAGACCUAGCACUGCCAGCCUCAGCAGCCUGGGUCGUACCAAUUCCAGGAAGAGGGUUUCGUAG
This is a messenger RNA of Coregonus sp. 'balchen', 27648 nucleotides long. NCBI's taxonomy places the organism in Eukaryota, Metazoa, Chordata, Actinopteri, Salmoniformes, Salmonidae. The record is from the annotation of a GenBank genome assembly.